AUGGCUGUUGAGAACGUUGUCAAAGCCUGGAUCCCGGAAAAGACCUGGUGGGAUAUCGAGAAGCAGUAUGACUGGGCGUAUAAGCAAAUCUUCAACAACAAGAAGGUUACCAACGCGGUGUUCAAUCGCGCCCUUCGAUUGUCCAGGAUUGCCAAACCCAGCGAUUCCAGUAUCAAAUUUACAAAGGGGGCCAAGCAGCUGCUCAUCCCAACCUUCCUCAUCAACGACAGUAACCUAGAUUUCAAGGUCGAUUGCAGAAUGGAUUGGAAGCGGCUCCCUGAUAACACGGUCGUCGACUACCGAGGCUGGACUAAAAAUGUCAUCGGGAUCCCACAGUGA
Messenger RNA from Colletotrichum siamense, 339 nucleotides. RefSeq lists its product as uncharacterized. The coding region runs from base 1 to 339 and encodes 112 amino acids. The record is from RefSeq and is a predicted model, not a curated record. NCBI's taxonomy places the organism in Eukaryota, Fungi, Ascomycota, Sordariomycetes, Glomerellales, Glomerellaceae. The transcript has a single exon.